AUGCGGCAGUUCGGGUACACACAGACGAUAUCCAGACACCCUAAUGUCUUCGUUCCCCUUGGAUUGACCCGUAUGCAGAUAAAGGAGAUCUAUGCUGACUAUCAGAGGCACAUGGUAUCAGACGAGUCUCGGCCGACUAGAGCACCGAGAGACUGGAGUUGUGUUGAUGGCUACAUCAUGUGGUUCUUCACCGUCUCACACCCCCAUAUAGUGCCCACUGCAGAAGGAUAA
Molecule: messenger RNA, 231 nt
Organism: Lathyrus sativus (Indian pea)
Lineage: Eukaryota; Viridiplantae; Streptophyta; Magnoliopsida; Fabales; Fabaceae
Source: the annotation of a GenBank genome assembly